Messenger RNA from Betta splendens (Siamese fighting fish), 1179 nucleotides. RefSeq names its product NADP-dependent oxidoreductase domain containing 1 (gene noxred1). The transcript has 6 exons. Bases 92 to 1129 code for a protein of 345 amino acids. Gene Ontology annotation, biological process: L-proline biosynthetic process. Gene Ontology annotation, molecular function: pyrroline-5-carboxylate reductase activity. NCBI's taxonomy places the organism in Eukaryota, Metazoa, Chordata, Actinopteri, Anabantiformes, Osphronemidae. The record is from RefSeq and is a predicted model, not a curated record.
GCAGUUGUCAAAGUUGUCAUGGCAACGGGACCUUCAGCCUGUUGGUGUCCAGCCCCAGCGCAUCUCGCCCGUGAUCGAACUCGACGCGGUGAUGGACAUCGCCUCCGGUUUAAGCAGCGUCUCUUUUGAGAGCGGACUAACGGAGGAUGAGAAAAAGUUGGCUCACCUCCGCGCGCGCUCCGCCGGACUGACUUUCUGCGGGUGCGCGCACGCAGCGUACUUGUGCAGCCUCCUCCACUCGCUGAGAUGCGCCAUCAGUCGUCACUCGGCAGCGGAAGACGCGCAGCUCCGCGUGGGGAUCCUCGGGAUGGGUCACAUGGGGAAACAGCUGCUCCUCUCCAUCCUGGAAGUGGUUCCGAUCCAACCAUCAAACAUUAAAGUCUCCACGAGACGACCAGAGUCUGCAGUGGAGUUUGCGCAGAUGGGGGUUGAGUGUUUCUUUGACAGUGGCAGACUGGCGGCGUGGGCCGACGUCCUGUUCCUCUGCUGCCUGCCCUCCCACCUGCCCACCGCCUGCGCUGGCCUCCGCUCCCACCUGCCCCGGCGCUGCCUCGUCUCCACCUUCGUCAGCGCGGUGCCCGUCACCAGACUAAAUAAGCUUCUCGGCCACGACUUCGUCCUAAAACCAGAGUACAGCUUCACGGAUGGUGAUGCUGCGGGCGUGUGGCUGCCCUGCACCCGUGUGACUGCAGCUUUGAGGGAUCCUGUGCUGAUAGAGGCCUCGUGUCCUCUCGCAGCGAGCGGCGGCGUUUCCCUGGGCCUGACCUGGGUGUGUGCAGUGCUGUACAGCCUGUUGAACGUGUGCACCUCGGCCGGCGUCGGGUCCAGCGACGCCUUGUCUCUCGUCGGCGGCCUCUUUGAAGACGAAUGCAAACGCAGCUUGCAUUUAAUUCCUCAACAUUUCAUCAGUUCCUCGUGUGCAUCAUCACUGGCUACAGAUAAGUCUUUUCCGUGGAUCUCUCUCACCGAUGCACAGACCAAGGACACGCCACUGCUGCGCGCUCUGUCAGACAAUGAAUCUAUGCAGCGGUGUAUCUGUGCAGCAUACAAAUCACUGCUGACACCGGGAAAACUAUCCUCCAGUGACAGCAAACGUCCACAUGCUAAAUUAAAGCAUGUGAACACAUAGUACUUCUAUAUAUGAGGCUAUACAUUUCAAUAAAACCCGAUUCAGCUGUU